This is a messenger RNA of Morone saxatilis (striped sea-bass), 1152 nucleotides long. It is a transcript of the gene alkbh6, whose product is annotated as alkB homolog 6. The record is from RefSeq and is a predicted model, not a curated record. Bases 85 to 789 code for a protein of 234 amino acids. Lineage: Eukaryota; Metazoa; Chordata; Actinopteri; Moronidae. The transcript is spliced from 2 exons.
ACAAGCAUGAAAGCAUGGAGUCGAGCGGUUAACUGGGUGUUUUCCGGUAUUCUCUUCUAGGUUUUGAUAUCGAAAAGAGGAGGCAUGGAUCACCCAGCUUGUAUUUUGGAGGAGUUGAAGCAGUUUGUCUUAAAAGAUGCCCCACCAACAGUGUAUUACAUCCCAGAUUUCAUAUCUGAAGACGAGGAGUCCUACCUUCAACAGCAGGUGCACAGGUCUCCAAAAACUAAAUGGACUCAGCUGUCAGGCCGAAGGCUGCAGAACUGGGGAGGCUCACCGCAUCCCAAAGGCAUGCUGGCAGAAAAGAUUCCCGACUGGCUCCAGACGCACUGCGAGAAAAUCUCCUCUCUGGGUGCAUUCGGUGGGAAAACUGCCAAUCAUGUGUUGGUGAAUGAGUACAAACAAGGAGAGGGGAUUAUGCCUCACGAAGACGGCCCGCUGUACCACCCUACCGUCACCACCAUCAGCCUGGGCUCUCACACCCUCCUCGACUUCUACGCGCCCAUCAGCAGCCUGGAGGACGACGCACCGCAGACCGAGGAGAACCGCUUCCUCUUCUCCCUGCUGGUGAAGCCGCGCAGUCUUCUGAUCCUGCAGGAUGAGAUGUACCAGAGGCUCCUGCACGGCAUCCGGCCCCACGCCCAGGACACGCUGACGGACAAGGUGGUGAACCUGUCCGCCGCCGGGGCCCUGCCAGGAGAGACGCUGACCCGAGGCACCAGAGUGUCACUGACCAUAAGACAUGUGCCCAAAGUUAUGAAGACGAAGCUUAUACUGGGGAGGAAAUGAAGGAAAGACUCCUCCAGGCUGCUUUAAGAAUUAUGUUUCACAUGUCUAUAAUGGAUCACUUCUAUCUGAAGGUUGCAACUAGAAAUUGUUUGAAUCAUGGAUUCAUUUUUUUAAAUGUUACGAGGGAUUAUGGGACCUAUGUUUGCAUAUCUAUGGAUCAAAUAACGACAGAAGAAACGCUGUCUUUAAAUGUCUUAAAAAAACUUUCAAACAUUCAAUUUAUUAUCAGAAAGCGAAGCGUGUAUGUGCAACUCUGAAGCUGUGACCAAAUGUUUCUUACUUUUAGUUGGUGAAUGACUGUAAUCAUUAUUCUUCUUGUUUCAGCGCUACAUAAAUAAAAUAGAUGUAAAAUCAUAACUGGUU